UUGUAAGUUGUGACUCCAAAGAACAGAGAGAGAUCAGUUACACCAACGCCGCAAUGAUGUAGCCCAGCGGCUAACCGCGUAGAAUAUAAAAUUGGUCGGGGAAAAAAUUUGGCCAGUAUACAGGGAGAGUUCUUUUGUAUUUUUGUAAAUAUCGUUGUCAGUUUUUAGGCAAAUUGCUUCCUACAUUCAAAUAAAGACAUGAUUAAGCUAUUCUCUCUGAAGCAACAAAAAAAGGAAGGAGAAACGUCUAAGAGCAGCGGAGUAAAACGAGCUUCGGCAGCCCAGUUGAGAAUCACGAAAGAUAUAAAUGAUCUUAGUUUACCAAAGACGUGUAAGAUCGAGUUUCCAGAUCCGGAUGAUUUGCUGAAUUUUAAAUUGGUCAUUGCUCCUGAUGAGGGCUUUUAUAGAAAUGGUCAUUUCGAUUUCAGCUUUAAGGUUGGUCAAGGGUAUCCUCACGAUGCUCCAAAAGUAAAGUGUGAAACAAAGGUUUAUCAUCCAAAUAUUGAUCUCGAAGGAAAUAUUUGCCUAAACAUUUUGAGGGAAGACUGGAAGCCAGUGUUAACGAUUAACUCCAUCAUUUAUGGUCUUCAAUAUCUAUUUCUGGAACCUAACCCCGACGACCCUCUCAAUAAAGAUGCAGCUGAAGUAUUACGGUCCAACAGAAGGUUGUUUGAACAGAAUGUGAAUAAAGCAAUGCGAGGGGGCUAUGUAAAUGGGACGUAUUUUGAAAGAUGUCUCGGACGCUAAAAUAUACGAGAAGAAAAAUGUGAAGUAAACUAUGGCAUAUCUUAACCAGCAUAUGCAUGCAUGUACAGUAUAUAUAGUAUAAAAAUGAAAGAUAUCGUAAAGAAGAUGAGGAGCCGAUCAGACCGGCAUAGCUGAGACCAUGCAUAGUCGCUGUAUGACACUGCCUGGGGCACAUGUAACUGGAACUUUAAGACUCUUUUGCUCCUCACUGAUCUGAUAAUAUACUGGAUAUGGCAACAAGUCAGUAUUAAUGAACUGAAGUCCCUGCAGAACCGAGAGAAAUACUGCUUCACGGCCGUUGUUAUCAGGAUUGAUUUAUAACAUGAUUCAAACUAAACAAAAAGAGCCUGAGACCUGUCCCGGGGGUUGCGUGAAUUAUCGAUUCGUUUUAAUCGGGGUUCCGGACGUUAAUAAAUUCUCACUUCGAUUUUGAUGGUUAUCCAGUGUAUUAUCAGAUCAGUUCCGAAACUUCUCCCAUAACAAGACAUAUUGAAGCAACCAGCCAAUUAUAUUCGAGUAGAUGAACAUUAAUAUUCGAACAGGUUAGAAUUAUUGUGUAGACAAAUGUAACUUUAAAAAAAUCUUCUCUGUGCGAUACAAAUUGGAGAAAUACAAAGCACAGGCACAAAGUUGUGAACAUAUUGUACAACGAAAUAAUUCUGACCUGUUGGUUUGUAAAACAAAGGUUCCCUGGACUCUUAAUACACCCGCAACAUACACCCACGAGCAUGAUUUAGAGCUUUCCGUUGACAGACAGGCGUACAGAGACUGUGCUUAAACAUUAGUUAGCCUGACCUGGAUUAAUUCUAACAGGUCUGCAAACAAGUUGCCCUAUAACAACGAGGAGGAACUUCGUUUUGAACUAAUCGGCCAGUUUGUUAACAUUUUUAUGGCUACGCCAAUCAGAAUGCCUAAAUUUUUUAAACUUCAUGUAAAACAGUAAAUAAUGUAAUUUUUACCGGAAGUUAUCAAUAUCUAUGCAUUCUGAUUGGGUUAUUGAAAAUGAAAACAAAUUUGCUGAUUAGCUGAAUCGAAAUGCCUCCUUGUUCGUCUUUACUUCUUGUUUCGCGAUGUAAUAACUUGGAAACUAGCCUUGUUACAAUGUUGUUUAUAUAAAGGAUGUUCCAAUGUGGAAACUGCACGAAUUUGCAUUAUACAUUUUAUAUGAAAUUUGCUAUAUAAAUUUAAACUUCAAUUUUAACUAAAGUACCUAUGAAAAAUUUUAAUAACAAAUUAAUUGCCCUAGUAUGGUUUUGAAAACAUACUCGAGCAUUGGGAUAAAAACUUGUGGAAGGCUAGUUGUUUGCAGACCUCUCAGUUUACUAUACGUGUAUAAUCUUAGAUGGUUUUUCGAUUGGGUUGAAAAUGCACGGGCAGUAAAAAUUAUUUUUGUCAAUGUUUGGUUCGUCGGCCAGAAAUAUUUAAAGAAUCAUUUUCUAGAUUUUUAUUUUGUUCCUAAACCAAAAAAGUGCAAGUUUCAAAGCAAUUCAACCUGUCCUGUUUAUAGUUGGUGGAUUAUUGAUAAAAAAAUCAACAUUAUAAAGGGGCAUUUGAUUUCUUUAAUUUUCAAAACGAAAGAAAAGCUUAUAUGUUAUAAUACUUUCGCAAAUUUAUUGAAAAAUCUAGCAUCCUUGGUCCUGCUUGUGAAGUUAAAUAAUUAUAUCUAUUUGUUUCUAUUUCUUGUAAUAUAAGCGAGAUAAAAACUCUGUAAAUGGACUCUGUAAGAAAUGUCAACGUUUGUUUUAACUACACAAAAAUUGUUUUGUUGCCAUAUUAUAUAAAGUAAUUUGACGACCUCGAAGACGAAGUCGUAAAGUUAAUGUACUCAGCUACGGUGUUUCCACUAAGAGCCAAGUCUGGCCUAGACCUAGCUUUAAAUUUCACCUUUGAAGGAAAAUCAGGCUCGACCGAGGUCUUGGCCGUGAAAACGAGUAGUAGAGAGCUGGGCCUAUGUCAGGCAAGGGCUCUUAUUGUUAA
Dendronephthya gigantea is the source of this 2724-nucleotide messenger RNA. Its product is annotated as NEDD8-conjugating enzyme Ubc12-like. The record is from RefSeq and is a predicted model, not a curated record. Lineage: Eukaryota; Metazoa; Cnidaria; Anthozoa; Malacalcyonacea; Nephtheidae. Bases 199 to 747 code for a protein of 182 amino acids. The transcript is spliced from 8 exons.